Messenger RNA from Sinocyclocheilus rhinocerous, 963 nucleotides. Its product is annotated as myosin-binding protein C, cardiac-type-like. Gene Ontology annotation, cellular component: M band. The record is from RefSeq and is a predicted model, not a curated record. NCBI's taxonomy places the organism in Eukaryota, Metazoa, Chordata, Actinopteri, Cypriniformes, Cyprinidae. Gene Ontology annotation, biological process: sarcomere organization.
UAUCCUGGUGAAGACAGACAAAUGUCCGAGCUGACGGGACUCUUUGUAGAGAAGCCAGAAAGUGUGGUAGGCAUCGCAGGUAAAGAUGUAACAUUUGUGGUUAAGGUGGACUCCACUAACCUCACAUGUAAACCCACCAUGAAGUGGUUGAAGGGGAAGUGGAUGGACCUCGGCAGCAAAGCGGGAAAACACAUGCAAUUAAAAGAGUCCUAUGACAGAAACACUAAGAUCUACACGUUCGAGAUGAAGAUCGUCAAGGUGGUCCCAGGAGACGCAGGUGGAUACAGGUGUGAAGUUUCUGCUAAAGACAAAUGUGACAGCUGCACCUUUGAGAUCACUGUGGAGGCUGCUGAACAAGAGGGUCAAGAAGAUAUUUUGUCUGCCUUCAAAAGAGCUGAUGCUGAGGAGGACGAGGGUGAACUGAACUUCAGUGCUCUUCUCAAAGCCGUUAAAAAGUAACUUCUGAAGAGCGCUCAUCCCAGCGAGUACGAGAAGAUCGCGUUUCAGUACGGCAUCACUGACCUGCGUGGCAUGUUGAAACGACUCAAGAAGAUGAAGGCCAUGGAGCCCAAAUCCAGCGAGGCGUUCCUGAGACGACUGGAGUCGGCGUACUCCGUUAACAAGGGAAAGAAGAUCGUCCUGUCUGUGGAGGUGGUCGACCCUAAUGCUGAGGUCAAAUGGCUCAAGAACGGCCAAGAGAUCAAACCUUCUGCCAAAUACAUCAUGGAGUCCGAUAGAAACAUUCGAACCCUCACGAUUAACAAAUGCAGUUUGGCAGAUGAUGUGUAUGAAUGCGUGGUCGGGACUGAUAAAUGUUUCACGGAAGUCUUUGUUAAAGAACCACUGAUCACCAUCACUAAACUGCUGGAUGAUUACCAAGUCGUGGUUGGAGAAAGAGUGGAGUUUGAGAUCGAAGUGUCUGAGGAAGGAGCACACGUCAUUUGCCGAAGAUCAUCUGGAUGA